GGCCUCUGCCUGACCAUGCAACAACAACAUCAACAACAACAAGUGGGACCCCUCUCACCAGCUUCCAUCAGACACUUGCGAGCACAAAGUUGGACGCGGGACGCCGAUAACAUGGGCCGGUGGAGCGCUGCGAUCGUGGCCUCGCAGCUUCUGCUGCAACUUUGCACGUACGUGACAAGCCAGGCUUUAGUGUACGAUCUGCUCACUUCGCCCGACUGCCUGCCCGACCUGCUGCAGGGUGGCCUGGUGGAGCAGGGUGUCAACGAAGCCUUCAUCCUGGCCUCCUUCAAACUCCAGCCCAAGACGGGCACUACCGUCUUUGGCUUGUACAACCCGCGGGACAAUAGCAAAUAUUUUGAGUUCACCGUGAUGGGCAAACUCAACAAAGGCGUGUUGCGCUACCUGCGCACCGAUAAGAGGACGAGCUCGGUGACCUUCAACAAUCUGGUGCUGGCCGACGGCAACGUCCACAAACUGUUGUUCCACCUGAGGGGUCUUCAGCAGCCGGGCGGUCCGAUUGGGAUGGAGGUGCAUCUGGACUGCAAGCUGGUGGAGACGGUGCGGGAUCUCCCCGCCGCUUUCCAGGGGUUGCCGGCCGGCUACGGCAUGGUGGAGCUGAAGACUAUGCUCAACAAAGAUCAAGAAGGUUUACACGAGCUCAAGCUGGUGGUCGGCGACACCUUUGAGAAUGUUGCGUCUUUGCAAGACUGCCAUUUCCAGCAAAGAGACUCUGUGCAAACUCUGGGCGUCAACACCAAGCAGCUCUCCAAUCAGAUGAUGGAGUUGACCAAGGUGAUCAACGAGCUGAAAGACAUCCUCAUCCAGCAGGUGAAAGAGACGUCCUUCCUCACCAACACCAUCUCUGAGUGUCAGGCUUGCGGUCUGGGCGGAACCGAAGUGGUGAAACCCAGGUGCGGCCCAGGCGUGUGUUUCCGCGACGGCAUGUGCCGGGAAACGGCGGACGGCGUGGAGUGCGGACCUUGUCCCGACGGCUACACGGGAGACGGCUUCAACUGCGACGACGUGGACGAGUGCCAGUUCAACCCUUGCUUCCCGGGAGUCAAGUGUGUGAACACAGCGCCGGGCUUCCGUUGCGACGCCUGCCCGCUGGGCUACACCGGCCUGCCUGUAGAGGGCGUAGGAGCGCUGUUCGCCCAGACCAACAAACAGGUGUGUGACGACAUCGACGAAUGCAAAGGACCAAACAACGGCGGCUGCGCGGCCAAUUCCAUCUGUCAAAACUCAGAGGGCUCGUACCACUGCGGCAGCUGCAAGACAGGCUUCACGGGCGACCAGGUGAAAGGCUGCAAGCCCGAGAUCAGCUGCGGCAACAGCCUGACCAACCCUUGUGACGUCAACGCGCAGUGCGUGACCAAAAGGGACGGAUCCAUCUCCUGCCAGUGUGGAAUCGGCUGGUCCGGAAACGGAUACCUGUGCGGCAAAGACACUGACAUUGACGGAUAUCCCGACGAGAAGCUCAAGUGUAAGGACCCCAGCUGUAAGAAGGACAACUGCCUCUUUGUUCCAAACUCGGGCCAAGAGGACGCCGAUCGAGACGGGCAGGGAGACGCCUGCGACGACGACGCAGACGGCGACGGCAUUCCCAACGAGCAAGACAACUGCUGGUUGAAGCCCAACGUGGACCAGAGGAACAGCGACAAGGACACGCACGGCGAUGCGUGCGACAACUGCCGUCUGGUGGAGAAUCCGGACCAGAGGGACACGGACAACGACGGCAAAGGCGACGCCUGCGAUGACGAUAUGGACGGAGACGGCCUGAAGAACUUCCUGGACAAUUGCCAGCUCAUCAAGAACCGAGAUCAGCUGGACCGCGAUGGUGACGGUGUGGGCGACGCGUGCGACAGCUGCCCUGACAUCCCUAACCCCAACCAGUCUGAUGUUGACAAUGAUCUUGUGGGCGACUCGUGUGACACAAACCAGGACAGCGAUGGCGACGGCCACCAGGACACCAAGGACAACUGCCCCUUCGUGAUCAACAGCUCGCAACUGGACACCGACAAAGACGGCAUCGGCGACGAGUGCGACGAUGACGACGACAACGACGGCAUCCCGGACCUCAUCCUGCCCGGACCGGACAACUGCAGGCUGGUUCCCAACCCCGAGCAAACCGAUGCCAACAAUGACGGCGUGGGCGACAUCUGCGAGAACGACUUUGACCAGGACAAAAUUGUGGACCACAUCGACAACUGCCCCGAAAACGCAGAGGUGACUCUGACCGACUUCAGGGCCUUUCAGACGGUGGUGCUGGACCCUGAAGGCGACGCUCAGAUUGACCCCAACUGGGUGGUUCUCAACCAGGGAAUGGAAAUCGUUCAGACCAUGAAUAGCGAUCCGGGUCUGGCUGUGGGUUACACGGCCUUUAGCGGCGUGGACUUUGAGGGCACGUUCCACGUCAACACGGUGACGGACGACGACUACGCCGGAUUCAUCUUCGGCUACCAGGACUCGUCGUCUUUCUACGUGGUCAUGUGGAAGCAGACGGAGCAGACGUACUGGCAGGCCACGCCCUUCCGAGCCGUGGCCGAACCCGGCAUACAGCUCAAGGCCGUGAAAUCCCAAUCUGGUCCCGGAGAGCAUCUGAGGAACUCCCUGUGGCACACUGGAGACACCCACGACCAGGUACGCCUCCUGUGGAAGGACCCCCGCAACGUGGGCUGGAAGGACAAAGUGUCCUACCGCUGGUACCUGCAGCACCGCCCGCAGGUUGGAUACAUCAGGGCCCGCUUCUACGAGGGGUCCGAGCUGGUGGCUGACUCGGGCGUGACCAUCGACACCACUAUGAGGGGGGGCCGACUCGGCGUCUUCUGUUUCUCACAAGAAAACAUCAUCUGGUCCAACCUGAGAUAUCGCUGCAAUGAUACCAUCCCUGAGGACUUCCAAGAGUUCAGCACUCAGCACGGCGUUGACUCCCUCUAAAUAAGGAAUAAAGUGUGUGUGCGUGAGGAGUGUGUGUCUAAACUUGUGUGUAAGUGUGUGUGGGUCUAUGUAUGUAUUUUUGUGUACAUUUUCAGUACAUGAACAGAGCAGCAUCCUGUACUGUAUGUGAAUCAUGUCCUAACAUGCAACAAAAUACAACUCAUUUGCUGGAAUGACAUGUAAUCCUUUCAUGCAUCAUAGUUUUUGCAAUUAAAAAAAAAAAAGAUCAAAUUUUAUAGUAAGCUGCAGCAUUGUUGCUACCCAGCAAUAAAUGGGACAAAUGUUUGUUCAAUGAUGCUACAACAUACCCCCUGAAAUGUAAAGGUUCUUUUCCUCGCAUUUUGUCUGUGUGGGUUAGGGUUUUUUCUUGUUGUUGUUUUUGUCUAUCAGAUAUUAAAUAAAGAAAACCAACUGGUUAA
This is a messenger RNA of Syngnathus typhle (broad-nosed pipefish), 3356 nucleotides long. RefSeq names its product thrombospondin 4b (gene thbs4b). Gene Ontology annotation, biological process: cell adhesion. Gene Ontology annotation, cellular component: extracellular region. Gene Ontology annotation, molecular function: calcium ion binding. NCBI's taxonomy places the organism in Eukaryota, Metazoa, Chordata, Actinopteri, Syngnathiformes, Syngnathidae. The transcript has 23 exons. Bases 16 to 2937 code for a protein of 973 amino acids. The record is from RefSeq and is a predicted model, not a curated record.